AUGACCUUGAGAAGCGGCAAAAAAGUUGAAGGGUCCCAACUAGUAGUCCCUAAAGGUAAGAGCGAUGAGCAAAUAGAAAAGGAGUUUAAGGAAGAAGGAGGGGGAAAUUCAAAUCCCAAAAUAAUCUCCGACUCUCUUGUGAAUCAUAAAUCUAAUACUCCACCUUUUCCUAACAAGUUGGGAAAGCCAAGGAAACUAGAGAAGGAGAAAGAGAUUCUGGAGAUGUUUAGAAAAGUGGAGAUAAACAUCCCCCUGUUGAACGCAAUCAAACAAGUACCAAAGUAUGUAAGGUUUCUGAAAGAUUUGUGCACUAAUAAGAGGAGACUAAGGGGUGAUGAAAGAGUGGUGAUGGGAGAAAACGUAUCAGCUAUACUCCAAAGGAAGUUCCCACCCAAGUGUAGGGAUCCAGGUAUGUUCAUGAUCCCAUUUAAGAUGGGAAAUACUACAAUUAAGAAAGCAAUGCUAGAUUUGGGAGCAUCUAUAAAUGUAAUAUCUAAAACUAUUUAUGCUUUCUUAAAUUUUGGGCCAUUAAAAGAAACUAGAAUCAUAAUUCAAUUAGCAGACCGUACUUAUGCUUAUCUGGAUGGGCUAGUUGAAGAUGUCUUAGUGCAGGGUACUUUGUCAAUGAAAUUUGAUAGGAAGACUGUACAUUUUAAUAUUUUUGAUGCCAUGAGGUACCCUAAAGAGUCUAACUCGAUUUUUGCUUUGAGUGUCAUUGACCCACUUGUGAAGGGAGUUUUUGAAUUUGAUGGUAAGAAUGAACAAGAGAUAACUUUGACUAAGCAUCUUGAGUUAGGAGCAACUCUUGAUGUAGAACUAAGUGAUGAACUACGACAUAUGGUUGAAGCAUUACACUCACUUCCAUCUAUUUCUCUAAGAUAUGAGCUUGCUACCCUUUUUACACCAGAAACUCAUCAAAAGUUGUUGUCUUCUAUUGUACAGGCACCAAAGUUGAAGAUCGAACCUCUCCCAAGCCAUUUGAAGUAUGUGUUUUUAGGAGACAAGGAGACGCUACUAGUCAUUAUCUUUGCACACUUGUCACCUAGUCAAGAGGACAAACUGGUUCGACUUAUUCAAGAUUAUAAGAAAGCGAUUGGAUGGACCAUUGCAAAUAUCAAAGGAAUCAGCCCCUCCUUAUGCAUGCACAGGAUUAGGUUAGAAGAGGAUGCAAAACUAGUGAGACAAGCUUAG
This is a messenger RNA of Coffea arabica (coffee), 1191 nucleotides long. NCBI's taxonomy places the organism in Eukaryota, Viridiplantae, Streptophyta, Magnoliopsida, Gentianales, Rubiaceae. The record is from RefSeq and is a predicted model, not a curated record.